AUGAACGAAACAAGUCCCUUUCUCACUUCCGAUCAUGAUCCGACCUCCAUGAGGACUUCUAACAACAACAACUAUAUGACAACGACUCUGAGUGAGCAUCAGGUUGGUGCUUCUGAUGAGACAAAACAACCACUCUUGAUGAUCAUCAAGACUCCGAAGGUGUAUACAAGACGAUGGUUUAUUCUUCUCAUUCAAUCCAUGCAAUCUUUAUUAUCUGCUUUUUAUCAAACCAUGUUCACUUCCAUUACAACAAGUGUUUUGCGAUAUUACCGAAUGAAGCCAACGGAUGGUUGGAAAGUUUCAUUAACUGCUUCUGUUUAUUUAUUUUUGAGUUUUCCAGUGGGUUUACUUGCAGCUUACACGAUGAAGAAGAAAGGUUUAAGAUUUUCAUUAUUUGUUGGAUCCAUUCUGGCAUUUAUUUCCGCUUGGAUUCGUUUUGCAGGAUUUAAAUCAGGAGAGGAAUUAUUCUUUUGGAUUGCAUUUGCUGGAUAUGUGGUGGGAGCAAUGUCUUCUCCGUUUGUUGUAAACACUGGUACUCUUCUAUCAAAGACUUGGUUUCCUCCAAAACAACGUACUAUUGCAACCACUAUUACGUCAUUCUUAAAUAUUGUUGGUACAGGAGUUGCAUUUGGUGCCGCAGCCGGUUUAGCAGGAGAUGCAACUUACAAUAACGAUCUUGGAAUGAUCGAGUUAUUGGCACUUCAAGCCAUUCUUGCGAGUGUUUUUUUAAUCAUUGUGGUCAUAUUCUUCCAAGACAAGCCACCCUCUCCGCCAUAUAUGGUCAAUGAAGAAAGUCCAGAAGAAGAAUUAUCAUUUCUUCAUGAAGCAAAGAAAAUGUUUACAACCAUUCCUUUCAUAUUUAUUUGGUUGGCAUUUGGAUUUGGUGUUGGUUCUGUGAACUGUUUUCUGACCGAAUUGAAUUCAAUAGCAACACCACAAGGGUACAGCGUUAAUGAAGUUGCAUUUAUGGGAAUUUCAUUUGUGGCUACCGGUUUACUUGGAGCUGCCUUAUUUGGAGUUGCUGCAGACAUUACCAAACGAUACAAAUUAAUUUUACUCAUUGCAGGAAUUCCUGCAGCAAGCUGUUAUGUUUGGUUCUCGGUGAAUAACAUUGCAGUACGUACAGACACUCAUUUCAUUUUGGCAAUGGUUUCCAUUUGCCUUAUUGGAUUCUUUGGAAUUCCUCUCGUGCCAAUCAUGCUCGAAAUGGCCUGUGAAUUGACGUAUCCAGUUCCUGAAUCCUUCAGCUCCUCUCUCAUGUUUGGAUUUGGAAAUUUGAUGAGUGUUAUAUUUAUAUUUAUUUCAGAAGCUCUCAAACAAACACAAAUUGAUCCAAGAAGUGGAAGAGAAGUUGUCCUCUCCAUGCAAAAUUCCAUGUGGUUCUGUAUGUCCAUGUUAUUAACCUCGGUGGCUUUGGCAUGUUGUGUGAAACCAGCUUACAAACGAAUGGAACAUGAAAAGAAUCUUCAUGAACAAAGUUUGAAUCAUUUGAAAUCCAUUAAUAACUGA
Molecule: messenger RNA, 1509 nt
Organism: Naegleria fowleri
Lineage: Eukaryota; Heterolobosea; Eutetramitea; Acrasida; Naegleriidae
Exons: 6
Coding region: 1-1509 (502 amino acids)
Biological process (GO): transmembrane transport
Cellular component (GO): membrane
Molecular function (GO): transmembrane transporter activity
Source: RefSeq, a predicted model, not a curated record